Molecule: messenger RNA, 3615 nt
Organism: Myotis daubentonii (Daubenton's bat)
Lineage: Eukaryota; Metazoa; Chordata; Mammalia; Chiroptera; Vespertilionidae
Gene: CABLES1
Product: Cdk5 and Abl enzyme substrate 1
Biological process (GO): nervous system development; regulation of cell cycle
Cellular component (GO): cytosol
Source: RefSeq, a predicted model, not a curated record
UCUCCCUGGGAAGCGCGAACCUGGACCGCCCGGCGGAUCCCCGCCCGCCACCCACUCCACUUUCUCUUCCUCCUCUUCCUCCUUCUCCUCCUCCCGCGGCCUCGCCGCCCGCCGCCAGGCUCCCCGGCCGCCGCCCGCGGCUUUGUUUUCCUCCAGGUUCCGUGCCCACACGUGACACCGUUAGUGCAAAGAGCGCUCGCAGCGCGAGCGUGGGGCGCGCGCCCCUAUAAAUACGGACACCGGGCCCGCGGCCGAAGAGCGCGGGGGCAGGGAGCGGCGGGACCGACCGGCCGACCGGGGCCCGCGGGCCGGCAGCCAGCAGCCAGCAGCCAGCAGCCGAGGAGCCGGGGAGCCGCGCGUGGGCCGGGGCGGUGGCGUCCCCGCUCGGACGCCGAGGGGCCAGCAUGGCCCGCCCGCGGGGGGGCCGGUCCGCCGCGCACGCCGCCCGCGCCCCGCACCCUGCCCAGCCCGGGCCGCCGGCGCUCGCGCCCGCCGCUUAGCACUGGGCGCCGCGGAAAUAUCGCCGCCUUUGGACACCAUGGCGGCGGCCGCCACCCCCGGCCCCGCCGCCUGCAGCACCGACGCCUCGGGCACCAGCGGAGCGCCGCCGCCGCAGCCCCAGCCCCCGCCCGCCGCCGCCGCCGCGCCGGCCCAGCCGCCGGAGCCCAGGAAGCCGCGCGUGGACCCGCGGCGCCGCCGGGCUGCCCUUUCCUUCCUCACCAGCAUCUCGCUGGACGGGCGGCCGCCGCUGCAGGACGAGGAGGGCGGCGGCAGCGAGGACCGCGGCGCGAGGACCCGGCUCAGCCCGCUCGCCGCGGCGGGCACGGCGUUGCCGGAGGCCGGACCGGGGCCCUGCUUCCCCCAGCCCUCCCCGCCGCCGCCGCCCCCGGCCCCCGGCGGCCACGCCGCGCUGCCCGGCCUCGCCGCCUGCGCGCCGCCGCCCGACGGGCCGGAGGAACUGGAGGAGGACGACGCCUUCGCCGGCGCGCAGGGGCCCGCGGCUGCCUUCCUGGGCCCCGCGACCCCCGGGGGCGGCAGCGGCAGCGGCAGCCGGGGCCGUCUCGGCUCGUUCUCUCCGGGGAUCCUGCCCAUCGCCUUCGCCAGGCAGACCUCGCAGACCCUCUGCGCCCUGGAGGGCCCGGUCUGCGGCGCCGGCGCCCUGGAGCAGCUGCAGAGGUCCCGACGCCGGCUCCUCUCCCAGAGGUCCUCGCUGGAGACGCUGGAAGACAUUGAGGAGAACGCGCCCCUGCGGAGAUGUCGAACUCUCUCCGGUUCGCCCAGACCAAAGACCUUUAAGAAGAUCCAUUUCAUCAAGAACAUGCGGCAACACGACACGAGGAACGGCAGAAUCGUCCUCCUCAGUGGCAGGCGAUCCUUCUGCAGCGUGUUCUCAGUGCUGCCGUAUCGGGACAGCGCCCAGGCCGGGGACUUGAAGGCGGACGGAGGGAGACAGUCAGCAGGUGCCGUGAGCCUGAAAGAGGUCAUUGGCCUGGAAGGCGUGGAGCUGGGCGCUGACGGGAAGACGGUGUCGUACACCCAGUUCCUGUGGCCCACAAACGCCUUGGGAGCCCGGAGGGGCACCAUCGACUCCACCUCCUCCUUCUCCCACUUCCGCACCCUGAGCCACCGCAGCCUCUCCAUAGGGCGGGCCAGCAGCACCCAGGGGAGCCUCGACACAGGCAGCGACCUGGGAGACUUUGUGGACUACGACCCGAACCUCCUGGACGACCCCCAGUGGCCUUGUGGGAAGCACAAGCGGGUCCUCAUCUUCCCCUCGUACAUGACCACAGUGAUCGCCUACGUGAAGCCCUCGGACCUCAAGAAGGACAUGAACGAGACCUUCAGGGAGAAGUUCCCGCACAUCAAGUUAACGCUCAGCAAAAUCAGGAGCCUGAAGCGCGAGAUGCGGAAGCUGGCGCAGGAGGACUGCGGCUUCGAGGAGCCCACGGUGGCCAUGGCCUUCGUCUACUUCGAGAAGCUCGCCCUCAAGGGGAAGCUGAACAAGCAGAACCGGAAGCUCUGCGCGGGGGCCUGCGUGCUGCUGGCGGCCAAGAUCGGCAGCGACCUCAGGAAGCACGAGGUCAAGCACCUGAUUGAUAAACUGGAAGAGAAGUUCCGGCUGAACAGACGAGAGUUGAUCGCCUUCGAGUUCCCAGUGUUGGUGGCCUUGGAAUUUGCCCUUCACCUGCCAGAGCACGAGGUCAUGCCCCAUUACAGACGCCUGGUCCAGAGCUCCUAGCGCAGGCCCGAGGGUGGGGGCCCUGACACACGCUUCCUGGUGCCGGCUGAGCUCCUAGCACAGGCCUGGGCGGCCUGACGCACACUUCCUGGUGCCGGCAGAGCUCCUAGCACAGGCCUGGGCGGCCUGACGCACACUUCCUGGUGCCGGCAGAGCUCCUAGCACAGGCCCAGGGGCCGGAGGCUUUCGCCAGCACAAGAGCCGCGCCGCUGCUGGAGCUCAGCACACAGGACUCCUCCCAACGCGCUUGUGCGGAGGCUGCCGGGGACCUUUCCAGGAGCCUGGUCUGCUGGCUGAGAGCCCCUGGGAGCUGUGACUACCCACCGGGGGAGGGGAGGCCUGGACCGAAGACACGGUGGCCCUCUGGGCUGUCCACCAGCAAGAGUUCUUACCCCUCCCCCCCCCAGUUCUCCUCCCGGGCACACACAGUCCUGCCGGCAGGUCCAGAACUCUCCAGACCCACGCCACGUCUGAGCGUCAACCCAGAGCAGAGCAGGGACAACAGCAUGGACACGUUGAGGGAAGCUUUACAAAGACGCCCUCCCGGUGUCAGAAGAGGGUGCCAGUAGGUCUCUGUACCAGUUGUUGGAGGGCUGUCCCCGGGGGCGUGUGCCCGCGUGAGUGUCAGUGUGUCUGAGAGAUGCUGCCUCAGCCCUGAGCCCUUAGCACAGACCUCGCCUGGGACCCCUCACCUGGGGACCCCUCACCUGGGGACCCCUCGCCUGAGGACCCCUCACCUGGGGACCCCUCGCCCAGGGCCAUGAGCCAGGCUGGCCUUGAUGGUGGUUUCUGGAGAACCUCUGAGUAGCCAUUGCUCUCUCAGUACCAGAUUGUCUGACAGCUGUGUCCCCAGAUAAAAACCUGGCUUCUGUCGCUUCCGCCCCCCACAGGACAAGAGCCAGUCCUCGUGUUGGGGUCCCGCGGGAAGGGUGCUGGCGGCUCCGCACCUUCCUGCAUCUGACCUCCGUGCAGGUGUUUACCCCGCCCUUGCCCAUGGGGCUGGCGGGGCAGCGCUCCGCAGUGGGCUCGGUGCUCUAUGUUAGAGUGCACGCUAGGCACUUUGUUGUGCUGUAUGUACCUACGUAACCGUGUUUUAUAAAAUCAGAACAAGGGUAAGACACGGCUCAUACCAGAGGCUUUUAGCCACUGGCACCAGCUGCCUCGGGCUGAGCCUGUGCCCGUUGGAGAGGCGGCGAACUCACCCCUGCGUGCGGGCUGUGCUGACGGCUGGGACUACCUGUACGUGACCAACCUGCAUUCACCGCCUGUAGUCACCACGCCUUCACCUUAAAGCCCAAGAGAAGCGCCCACCGAGGUCCGCCCCGCGGGAAGGCCUGUGGCCGUGUAAAGAGAAUUAAAGUAUUUUAUUGUUUCUA